Mugil cephalus (flathead mullet) is the source of this 2029-nucleotide messenger RNA. RefSeq names its product transmembrane protein 82 (gene tmem82). The transcript is spliced from 6 exons. The record is from RefSeq and is a predicted model, not a curated record. NCBI's taxonomy places the organism in Eukaryota, Metazoa, Chordata, Actinopteri, Mugiliformes, Mugilidae. Bases 153 to 1253 code for a protein of 366 amino acids.
UUCUGGAUGAGCGAAGCUAAUCGUUGAAGCAACCGAAACAAAACCCGAUCUGAGAAGCACAAUAUAUGAAUCUAGAGUAUGCGAAGGUUUAAAUAAGCUUAUCUUCAGUUCCUUUUUACACAAUUGAACAGGAUUUUAUUUUUGGUAGCACUAUGUUUUCCUUUAUCAUAUCAUUUUUACCAACUUCCUACAUACCGGGAUGGCUGGCUCUAGAUACAAAUCCUCUGAAUAGUUUUCUUCAAGGUCUGGUAGGUGCGUGUGGGAUCUCUGUGCUAUGCUCCCUGCUGAGAAUACAUUUACUGGUAGAGGAGAGCUGGAGUGAUAAGUAUGCUAAAGACACGUCCAGUGAGAGGACGAACAGCCAACAAAAGAAGAGUAAUACUGGCCUUGCUGGAAUAGUCCACUUUUUCUUUGUGACUGGGAUAUUAGCUGUGGUGGGCUCACGUGUGUCCUCUCUGGUGGUAUUAGAAUUUUGUCUUCGUGCUGUCUCUGGAUGGGUUACAGCUGGACCGGAGUCCAAGAAAUUUCUGCAGCAGCUGUUAGUUCAAAGCCAGUUCUCACUGGGUUGUGCCCUUAGCUGCAGUUUGAACUUUCUCCACGAGGGGGCGGCCCAGCGCUGGCUUUGCCUGCUGCUGGCAGCGUCACUCAGCUGGUUCCUGGCGAGGCAAUCCACUCGGAUGCUGCACCAUGUCAUGGCUCUGUAUAAACUCCAUAGCUCACAGCGCUACUGCGGCAUUUGCAUCAGCCUCCUCACAUCAGGCAGCUGUCUGCUGCCCAUGCUGUGCAGGACUAUGAUCAUUACCUUCUCUGUGGCUGUGCUGGCUGCAGUAUCAAUCAUUAACCAACACUUCCUCUCUGCAACAGAAGCACUUAGAUUUUGGACACCACUGACUAUCUGCUACACACUGCUGGUGGUGUACAUGCAAGUUCCACCUUGUCUUGGUUGUGCAGAGGAGCAGCAUCGUCUGCCCAGCGGCCAGGCUGUCCUUAACACAGUGGUGGUACGCCUCGGGGGUUUGAUGGUCCUGAUGCUGACUGUUGGACGCUGGGCUGACGUGCUCCACAUCUUAAUGUGUUUCCUGGGCGAGGCCGGCUGUCUAAUCCCCACUAUGGAUCUGCUGGAUGCGGCAUCCUCACAGGAUGAAGAGGAUUAUACGGGCUAUGUUAAAAGAGACCUUCGUCAAAAACCACGGCGACAUGAGAAGGAACAUCACUCUGAGAUUUUGAAAUCCAGUGGAACUGCUUCCAAAUGAGUCUAUUUAGUCCAAGUCAUAUUAAGGCGAGAUAAGCUAUUGUUGCUUUUGUACCAGCAAUGUAUUGUUUUUCCAUUAAAUAUUUUAAAUGUUAUGCAAAUACAGUUUACAGUUCUUCAGCCACAAACUAAAGUAUUUCUUAACACUGGAUCUUAGUCUUACUGCAAUUUGCAUUUCCCUGCUGUUGCCUUACUAAAGUUACCAUGCACUUUUGGGUAUGUGUGACCUCCUAGCUCAGAAUCCUUGUAACCCCCUCCAUGGCCUCACUGUUUUAUUAAGCAUGUUGUAUAUUUGAGGAUUAUUUUGAUUAUUGAACAACUACAGUGCUCUGUCGAUCCAAGGCAAAGUUAAGGUAAGGGUUUGGCUUUCUUUGGAGAAAAUAUAUGUGUGCUAAAUUAUUGGGAAACUACUGGUGUGCAGAAUUCUUAUGAAACCACAUGAAAAAUUGCCUAUCUCUUGUUUAUUUUCACCUGUUAAAGUGAGAAUAAUACACAGCUCGAAAUUUGUGAAAUAAAUACAUUUCAUAAAUAAAAUAAAAAAUCUGUGACCAACAUAGCCACCCUUCUUUUCAACAAGUCAUAAGCCUUGUUAAAUAUUAAAUGGUCUGUUCUACUCUAAGUACCAAGCUCCCCAAAACGGGCAUACGUUGCAUGCAAUGGACCAUUGUCCAUUAUGUCUGUUUUUUUCUCAACACGUUUCUUGCAACCCUGUUCAUUUUUAACAUUGUGUUUAACAUUUUUGAAAAUAAUAAUAAUAAUAAAAAAAGAUGCACACAG